AUGGAUAAGUUGAGUGAGAACAAUGCAACAGUGGUGAACAGCUCCAUAGACAAGUGGUCAUUCAAUGAACAUGGCUAUUACCAGCACCUGGAUCACGGGGAGCUGAGGGUCCUGGUGCCGGUUAUUCUUGGAGUCAUCUGUGUCUUGGGUGUGGCUUGUAAUCUCACUGCAAUGUUCAUCUUGUUCUCCAACGCUCAUAGAGGCAAACUAUCUCUUAUCAACUCCCUCAUCUUCAACCUGAUGUUUGCUGAUGGACUGGUAUUGAUGUUUACGGUGCCUUUCAGGGCUGCCUCCUUCUCCAAAGCUAGCUGGAAUCUGGGCUGGGUGGUCUGCAAGACAGCUGACUGGUUCCUCCAAUCCUGCAUGGCAGCAAAGAGCUUCACAGUGGCUGUCAUGGCCAAAGCGUGCUACCGCUACGUGUCCAACCCCACCAAGCAGGUGAGCAUCCACCUGGGCUCUAUCCUUGUGGUGUUCUUCCUUAUCUGGCUGUCUGCUUGCUCUGUCACCAUCCCUCACUGGCUGUUUGCUAGGCUGCAGAGAGAGAUCCAGGGGCUGGUGUGUGUGCUGAUAGUUCCUCCUGAAGCCAGUAAUUUCAUGUCUGUGUACGUCAAAGCAUACCCCUUGGGGGUCUACUGUGCACCUCUCAGCUUUGCCCUGAUGUAUUUCUGGAAGGCUUACGGCCAGUGCCAACGCCGCUCCAGUAAGACUCAGAACCUCCGCACACAGAUCAGAUCAAGGAAGCUCACCUUAAUGUUAUUCAGCCUGACUGUGGCCAUGGCUAUUCUCUGGCUUCCACAGUGGGUUGUGUGGGUUUGGGAGCGUCACAUAGCAGAGAAGGAAAUAGAGGGAGCCAAGCCCCUUGUCUCCCCUCUUCCUCUUCUUCUAACCCUCUCUGCACAGUUGCUCACCUUCUCUCUGUCCCUGGUAAACCCUCUCAUCGUCCUCUCCCUCUCCGAGGAGUUCAGAGAGGGCUACAGGGGGCUGUGGAGGCGUCUCACCCUGCGCAAACAACCUCCUCCAAAGCCAAAACCCGGACCUCACAACCCUACAGCUCACCAGUCGCCUUGCCCCAGACCAGAAACUUCUGGCCAGCUGCAGGGGGAGAAGAGCCUUCGAUCAAGCUCCAGCCAGGGUCCCAGCAGAGAGGCUCAGCCCCAGCCGGAGCAGGGAGGAGGAGGAAGAGAGGUCGACACUGCGAGCCUCAAAGAUGGGAUUGUCUUGCCUGAUGUGGAGCAGUUCUGGAAUGAGAGGGAGACUGGAUUGCACACAGACGAAAAUGAUCCUGUGCCGUGGGAGCACCAGAGCCAAGAGGAGAAAAUAUAA
This is a messenger RNA of Morone saxatilis (striped sea-bass), 1323 nucleotides long. It is a transcript of the gene gpr151, whose product is annotated as G protein-coupled receptor 151. Gene Ontology annotation, cellular component: membrane. NCBI's taxonomy places the organism in Eukaryota, Metazoa, Chordata, Actinopteri, Moronidae. The transcript has a single exon. Bases 1 to 1323 code for a protein of 440 amino acids. Gene Ontology annotation, molecular function: G protein-coupled receptor activity. The record is from RefSeq and is a predicted model, not a curated record. Gene Ontology annotation, biological process: G protein-coupled receptor signaling pathway.